CUUUAUCGGAAAAACGGAGGCCCCCCCCCCCUCUGCUCUGUGCGGAGCUCCCGCGGUAUAAUAUUGCCUACCACUUAUCUCAACUCCCAAUAGAGCUUCUUAGCCGUAAUUUGCAACCGCUAACGUACAGUGAACGACCGUGAUGCCCAAUGCUCCCUUGCCGACACUUUUCCGUUAUUCCGGGGAUAAUGCACAGCGGAGUAAAUCGUGGACAUGUAAGCUUAGUCAGCAGUCAAUCAUUAAUGCCACUAUUCCCUUUAUCCCGUCGCCAACCGCUAAUCCCCCCAAUAUCAAUGGCCUUUUUUUCAACCUCUAUUUGUAAUCGAUGGCAGCUCACGCCGAUACGGAGUAAGGGCCUGCGUGCGUAUAAAUAUGCAAGCCUCCCAGGGUAGUAUACGUUCCCCCAAAGUGUAAACUACGUAACACACUAAAAUGGUCUCUGAAUUACUGGUCGAAGAGAAGAUUAAACGACAACUUGUGCUCUUCGCCUCCACUGGCUCCACCUUUCGUGGUGUCAAGAGCGAAAGUGCCUUGGCUGCCAUCGUUAGCUUUAACCACUUCCUGAAGACUUCCACCAUCGAGAACUUGGUUGCAACGCCCGGGCGCAACGACUCCUUGACCACCGUUUUGAACGGCUUGAGGCCAUCCUCCAAUCUCCCAAACUACGGCAAGAUCUAUCUUGAUACCCCACAGGCCAAGGCGGUGUGGAUUGUGGAGGCCGACAACAGGACGGCCGAAGAUCCAAUCGUGUUCUAUUUGCACGGCGGUGGUUUCGUCAUGAGCACUGGUCCCACCCAGGUCCAGGGAAUUUUGAACAUCUACGAGGCUGCCAAGAACCCUAGGUUAUCAGUGUUGGCCGUAGAAUAUUCUCUUUCCCCUGAGGCUACAUAUCCAAUCGCCAUUUCCCAGUCCGCUUACGUCUACAACAAGAUUGUGGUUGAAGAAGGGAACAAAAAUGUCAUUCUCUUGGGCGACUCCGCUGGUGGUAACUUGUCUAUUGUUUUAUUAAAGCACAUUGCCACCCCUAUUGCUGCCAUUGAACCUAAGCUUCCGGCCUCUUCCAAGCCAAAGGCUGCUAUCUUGUCCUCCCCGUGGUUGGAACUCUCCCCAGAGCGUGCCGGCUCCUACGUGGAGAACGACCAAAAAGACGCUCUCACCGUUGAUAUCUUGCAGAAGUUUGGUGUCGCCUACCAACCAGAUGAGCAAUUGAGAAAGACCCUUCCCGUGAGUCCGGUGUACUCCAAACCAGAGGAUUGGGAAGGUGUCAUGCCAGAAAAAACCCUCAUCAUUGGGGGCCAGGACGAAGUCAUGGUGGACGACAUUCACAAGUGGGUUAACAUUGCCGGUCAACAGGUUAACUUGCUUAUCGAGCCCCUCGGAGCCCACGAUACUUUUGGCCUCGACUUUGAAGACCCAGCUACGUACAACGAGAGAUUUAGCUCAGUAAAGAUUGUGAGCUUCUUGUCAAAGCUUUAGGGCACCUUCGGUACCACUUUACUGGACAUAGAGUAUCUAGCAACAGA
Babjeviella inositovora NRRL Y-12698 is the source of this 1523-nucleotide messenger RNA. RefSeq lists its product as uncharacterized. NCBI's taxonomy places the organism in Eukaryota, Fungi, Ascomycota, Pichiomycetes, Serinales. The record is from RefSeq and is a predicted model, not a curated record. Bases 433 to 1476 code for a protein of 347 amino acids. The transcript has a single exon.